This is a messenger RNA of Pundamilia nyererei, 2114 nucleotides long. RefSeq names its product PHD finger protein 14 (gene phf14). The annotation marks the transcript as partial. Gene Ontology annotation, biological process: regulation of transcription by RNA polymerase II. NCBI's taxonomy places the organism in Eukaryota, Metazoa, Chordata, Actinopteri, Cichliformes, Cichlidae. The record is from RefSeq and is a predicted model, not a curated record. The transcript has 11 exons.
UAUGCAGCCGUCAGUACGUCACCACGGUGUUCUCCAUUGUCCAUAUACCAUGCUUCUGAUAGGAGACCUGUCGUAGUGAACGUGAAGUACAGAUGGACCGCAGUUUAAAGCGACGGCAGGUAAAACCACUUGCUGCCUCUCUGCUUGAUGCCUUGGAUUAUGACAGUUCAGAUGACAGUGACUUUCAAGUAGGAGAUGCUUCAGGGUCAGAGGGCACAGGCAAUGGCAGUGAUGAAGAAGGGUCCAAAGUGAGUGCAGGCGGUUCAGAAAGUGAUUCAGAUAAUGCUGCUUCAGCAGAUGAUGGCAUAGAUGAGGAGGAGACCAAAGACCUGGCUGCUGAGGAGAACUUGACUGAGGAUGAGGAGAAGAGCAAACGGCAGCAAUCGUCAGACAGUUCCACCAAAGACACUCCCACUGUCAUCGCACCCAAAGGCAGACGCAAGACCAAGAAAAUUUCAGAGCCUGCUGAAGCUGCUGAAACUGGAUCUUCCUUAGUGUCUGCAUCCAACAAUGUAAAUGCUGAAGAGUCUCAAGCUGAGCCCAAGAAAUGGAAUUUCCGCAGGAACCGCCCACUUCUGGACUUUACCACCAUGGAAGACCUGAACGAGAUGGACGACUACGAUAGUGAAGAUGAUAAUGACUGGAGACCCACAGCAGGAAAGAAGAAAGGCAAAGCAAACUCUCAGAAAGGAGGCACAGAUGAAGAGGGUGGUGAAAGUGCUAGUGAUGACGAUGACAACGAUGACGAUGAUGACGACGACGAUGAUGAUGAUGACGAAGAUGGCGACGGCGAUGAUGAUGAUGAUGACAAGGAAGAUGGUGAGGACAACAUUAAUAGUAGCAGUGAUAGUGACAAAGAAGCGAAGAAGUCCAAAAAGAAGACGAAGAGCAGCAGUGCUUUUGAUGAAGAACUGACCAAUGAUAGCAUGUCCCAGGGAAAGGGCAGCGAGGGUGCUUUGCUGGAUCGGUCCCAGACCUGGAGCACACAACACAUUCUCAUCUGCUGCGUUUGUCUGGGAGACAACAGCGAGGAUGCAGAUGAAAUAAUUCAGUGUGACAACUGUGGGGUGACCGUCCAUGAAGGGUGUUACGGUGUGGACGGCGAGAGUGACUCGAUUAUGAGCUCGGCCUCUGAGAAUUCAACAGAGCCUUGGUUCUGUGAUGCCUGCAAGAAUGGAGUGACUCCCAGCUGUGAGCUAUGCCCAAACCAGGAUGGCAUCUUCAAAGAGACGGAUGCUGGGAGGUGGGUGCAUGUGGUUUGUGCCCUUUAUGUUCCUGGAGUGGCAUUUGGAGACAUUGAUAAGUUGCGACCAGUAACACUCACAGAGAUGAAUUAUUCAAAAUAUGGGGCCAAGGAGUGCAGUUUCUGUGAGGAUGCCCGUUUUGCCAGGACUGGUGUGUGUAUCAGCUGUGAUGCAGGAAUGUGUCGAUCCUACUUCCACGUCACCUGUGCACAGAGGGAGGGGCUUCUGUCUGAGGCUGCAGCGGAGGAGGAUAUCGCGGACCCAUUUUUUGCAUACUGCAAACAGCAUGCAGACCGCUUUGACAGAAAGUGGAAAAGGAAGAAUUACCUGGCCUUACAGUCUUAUUGUAAAGUCUCUCUGCAGGAGAGAGAGAGACAGCUUACUCCCGAAGCUCAGGCCCGAAUCACUACUCGCUUGCAGCAGUACAGGGCAAAAGCUGAGCUGUCCAGAAACACUCGUCCUCAGGCAUGGGUACCCCGGGAAAAACUGCCAAGACCUCUGACCUCUAGCGCCUCAGCUAUCAGAAAGUUGAUGAGGAAGGCUGAACUGAUGGGCAUCAGCACUGACAUUUUCCCUGUGGACACAUCUGAUACCAGUGCCAGCAUGGAUGGACGCAGGAAACACAAGCAGCCUGCUCUCACAGCAGACUUUGUCAACUACUACUUGGAGCGGAACAUGAGAAUGAUCCAGAUCCAGGAUAACAUUUCAGAGCAGAAAAACCUUAAAGAUAAGCUGGAGAAUGAACAAGAAAAACUACACGUCGAGUAUAACAAGCUCUGUGAGUUUCUGGAGGAACUGCUGAAUGCAAAUGGAAAGCUGCGAAGUGAAGGCCAAGCCACGUGGAGUCUGCUCGGCGGCAUCCUGGGCCAG